Molecule: messenger RNA, 473 nt
Organism: Prorocentrum cordatum
Lineage: Eukaryota; Dinophyceae; Prorocentrales; Prorocentraceae
Source: the annotation of a GenBank genome assembly
GCGUGGACAAGACGCUGCGGGUGUUCGAUCUGCGCAACUUCGCGGGGCCCGUGCAGGUGCUCCACGGGCACCAGCUGGCGGUCCGGCGGGUGAAGUGUCACCCGCAUGCUGAGCAUCAACUGGUCUCGUCCUCCUACGACAUGUCCGUGAACGUAUGGGACAUGAACAUGGGCCAGAUGAUUCAGCAUUUCGACCACCACAGCGAGUUUGUACUCGGCGUCGACCUGAGCCUGUUCGAGGACGUGGCAUCUCUCUGGCGGCCUCGGCUGGUCGGCGAGACGAGCCCGCCCCUCUUCACCGCCGCUGGUUCCCCAUGUCCCCCGCCCGUGACGUCAGCAAGGCACGCGCGGCAGAGCAGAGCGUGCGCGACAGCGAGGGCGUGCGCGGGCCUGUCCGAUCCCACGUCGGUGCUCACGAGGAACGGCGCGAGCGGCCUGGGGGAGAGGAAGGGAGAGGAAGGAUGAGGUUGGGAC